CCCGCUUAGUCACGACGCACUCCGUCUACUGCCGUCGUACACCACACAAUGCGCUCGCUGCUUCGCUCGCUCCUCGUCCUAGCCCUCGCCACUCGUGCGGCCGCCGCCGCGUUUCCCGAGGAGGAGGACGUCGUCGUGCUCGACACGAAAAACUUUGACGCGUUCAUCUCCACGAACCCGCUCGCGUUGGUCGAGUUUUAUGCUCCCUGGUGCGGACACUGCAAAGAGCUCGCGCCCAAGUGGGCCGAGGCGGCCGCCAAGUCGAAGAAGCUCGACACACCUGUGCCACUCGCCAAACUUGACGCCGACGCCCACGGCGACCUCGCUGGCCGCUUUGGCGUGAGCGGCUACCCGACGCUCAAGCUCUUCAGAAACGGGGUGGCCGAGGACUACAGCGGCGGACGGGAGGCGGAUCAGAUCGUCGCCGCGCUGCAGAAGAUCGCCUCCUUUGUCCCGCCCUCGCAGCAGGCGUUCGACAAGCUUGCGUACGAGACGGCUGGCCAGCAAGUGGCAUACGCGUGGAGCGGCUCGUACAGCGCGCCACCCGUGAUGCCGCUUAUCAACGGCAAGAAGCCGCCCGUCCCAGGGCUGCUGCUCCUCGACAGCAGUGGCGCAGCCAAGUUUGCGCUCGCCGUGCCCCGAAAAAGGGAGGAGUUCACGCCCGAGUGGAUCGCGGAGUGGCUCUCGGCGCACGACGUUGAUGUGAAAUACGAGGAGGCGCCGCCCCCGGAGGAGCCCGAGCCGGGCCACGGAGGAGACGGAGAGUACCCGUACGGAGACGACUAGAGCACACCUACGACAGCGGCGACGGUGCAAUAGCCCCCCCCAAAAGGCGGGAGGUGUGUGCGCGCGAAAAAGAGUACUCGGGGUGGGCCGCCGGCAUCAAUGCUUUAGGAUCGCAAGCUGCGCUUUAGGAUCGAUUUGGGGCCCCGAGGUGAUUCCUUUCCUUACAAC
Molecule: messenger RNA, 954 nt
Organism: Emiliania huxleyi CCMP1516
Lineage: Eukaryota; Haptophyta; Isochrysidales; Noelaerhabdaceae
Exons: 4
Coding region: 49-786 (245 amino acids)
Biological process (GO): protein folding; response to endoplasmic reticulum stress
Cellular component (GO): endoplasmic reticulum
Molecular function (GO): protein disulfide isomerase activity
Source: RefSeq, a predicted model, not a curated record